AUGAACAUAUCUUCCAAAGCACAAACAACUACCACCAGCUUACCCAAUAUUAUAUCAGCGGCUCAAAAACGUUUUAAACCUAUCGAGACAUGUGACAACUGUAAACAACGUAAAGUAAGAUGUGAUAAAGAAAGGCCUGCGUGCGGUACUUGUCGCAAGUCCAGAAGAGAAUGUACUUAUGAUUUUUCUGCAUCCUCUAAGCGUGGUCGACCAAAAACUGAGGUCGAAAUACUGCAAGAACAGAUUGAAGACAUUCAAUCUGUGCAAUAUCAACA
This is a messenger RNA of Funneliformis caledonium, 275 nucleotides long. NCBI's taxonomy places the organism in Eukaryota, Fungi, Glomeromycota, Glomeromycetes, Glomerales, Glomeraceae. The record is from the annotation of a GenBank genome assembly.